Molecule: messenger RNA, 1884 nt
Organism: Drepanopeziza brunnea f. sp. 'multigermtubi' MB_m1
Lineage: Eukaryota; Fungi; Ascomycota; Leotiomycetes; Helotiales; Drepanopezizaceae
Biological process (GO): mitochondrial large ribosomal subunit assembly
Cellular component (GO): mitochondrion
Molecular function (GO): nucleic acid binding; ATP binding
Source: RefSeq, a predicted model, not a curated record
AUGCUGCGACCAAAACCACCCGUCUGCCUGCUCUGUUCAUUCAGAGCGGCGCGAAAUGCCUCCCAGCAAUGGACCCCCCAACAAACAGCGUCUCUGAGCACGAAAUACCAAUCCAAAGGGAGUGCGAGACCAAAUCGAAUGGGUCUGGCAAAGGCGACAGUUGUGCGAUCAACAGGCCCAGCAAAGCGCGGCGCAAAGCCUGGGAGACGACCACAAGAUGGACCAUUUGGAGGCAUGAACUUGAAGACGGCUGGCAUCAGAGGGGUUCCCGAAAGAGGCCCAGCAAGAAGCAUGGAAACGAAGGGCCCUGUGGAGAAGGGGCCAGCUGGGCGAGGCUCGAAGGACAGAAAGGACCGCGGAUUUAAGGCAUUGAAGAUGCAGAGGUCUCUUGCACCCGUCUCAUACGACCAGCGGACGAGGAUCAAAUCACGGAUCGCGGAUGUAGACUCGUUCGAGAACUUUUCUCUUCUUGAAUCCGUGAAAAACUCGAUAGCCACGCAGGCUCUGCCGGGCAUGGUUGGUUUGGCUCCUACGCCAGUACAAAAGAUUGCCAUCCCAAUGCUACUUGGAGAGAAGAAUGCAAGGAGGCGCAAGACAGAUACAGAGCGACAAGAAUUCUUGGUUGCUGCGGAGACUGGCUCGGGGAAGACUUUGGCAUACGUUCUGCCGAUGAUCAACGCUGUCAAGCUUGCUGAGAAGGAGGAUGCCGAUAUUGAGGCCCAUCAGAAGGCUCUCGACGAGGAACGUCUGAAGCAAAAUGACUUGACCUUGGUAUCUCCACCUCUGUCCAAUAUGCCGCAUCCGACUACUGGAAGGCCACGGGCCAUUAUCUUGGUACCUACGGCGGAGCUUGUUACUCAAGUCGGGAAUCUUGUCAAGUCGUUGUCGCAUACUGUCAAAUUUCGCUCGGCAAUGAUCUCGUCCUCGUUCAGUGGAACAGUCAUUCGCAACCGUCUCUUCUCGCCCAAGGGAAUCGAUAUCCUGGUUUCAACUCCUCAUCUUCUCUCCUCUAUCGCCGACUCAGAUCCUAACAUCCUCUCCCGGGUCACGCAUCUGAUAGUCGACGAGGCCGACUCCCUAAUGGACCGCGGUUUUGCCCCUCUCACAUCGGCAAUCAUCGACCGAGCGACCCCCUCCCUCAAGCAACUCAUCCUCUGCUCUGCUACUAUCCCACGGAGUUUGGACGGCUACCUGCGAAAACGAUUCCCGGACAUCCAGCGUCUCGUCACCCCCAAUCUGCAUGCUAUUCCUCGUCGUGUCCAGCUCGGUGUUGUUGAUGUUGAGCGAACUCCUUACCAGGGAAACAAAAACCUUGCAGCAGCAGACACCAUCUGGUCUAUCGGCAAGGCAGCCGCAGAUCACGAUGGACCGGUCAAAGGCAUGAUUGACGUAAAACGAAUCCUCGUGUUCGUCAACGAGCGGGAGAAAACUCAAGAAGUUGCUGAUUAUCUUGUCUCCAAGGGUAUCGAUGCCAUUGCGCUCAGUCGUGAUACCCCCGACCAUAGACAAUCCGAGAUGCUUGCUUCCUUCACCUCUGCAGAACCUCUCAACGCGCCUAAGGCAGAGCAUCCAGGUUCUUUCGCCGAGAACCAGCCCAACUUCGUUCCCAUUGGGCAAGUGGCUCCACCUGUGAAGCGCAAGUUAAAUAAUGUCAAAGUCGUAGUCACGACUGAUUUGGGGUCUCGGGGUAUUGACACUCUGGCUGUUCGGCACGUUAUCUUGUAUGAUGUACCGCACUCUACUAUAGACUUCAUCCAUAGACUCGGAAGGACCGGGCGAAUGGGUAGGAGAGGCAGAGGUAUUGUACUUGUUGGAAAGAAUGACAGGAGGGAUGUCGUGGCUGAGGUCAAGGACGGUAUGUUCAAGGGACAGGCGCUGAUCUAG